AAAAAAAAAACAGUUUAUUAUCUUAAGCGGUUAAAUGGCCGCGGCUAGUGAGAACGAAGAACGUAAAGAAUCGUAUUCCGUAGGAAUCGACUUGGGCACAACUUAUUCGUGCGUGGGCGUUUUUCGAAAUGGAGAAGUGGAAAUUAUACCAAACGAACAAGGUAACAGGAUAACGCCAAGUUAUGUGGCAUUCACGGAUAACGAGAGACUAGUGGGAGACCCAGCGAAAGAACAAGCCAUAGCUAAUUCGGAAAAUACAGUUUAUGAUACCAAAAGACUUAUGGGCAGACAUUUCGAAGAUCCUGUAGUCCAACAAGACAUCAGGUUAUGGCCCUUCCAAGUAAUCAACGAUGCAGGAAAACCAAAAAUACAGGUUCAGUACAAAGGCGAGUCGAAAACCUAUUUCGCCGAAGAAAUCGCAUCGAUGGUGAUCGGUAAAAUGAAGGAAAUUGCCGAAACCUACUUGGAUUCCAAUGUUUCGAAGGCCGUGAUCACGGUUCCGGCCUAUUUUAACGACUAUCAAAGGCAGGCCACAAAAGACGCAGGAACAAUAGCAGGACUGGAUGUUAAGAGAAUUAUUAAUGAACCCACUGCUGCAGCUAUUGCAUAUGGGCUUGAUAAAAAGGUAGAAGGGGACAAGUACAUUUUGGUGUUUGAUAUGGGAGGUGGAACUUUUGAUGUUUCGGUUCUUCAACUUGGAACAGAUGGAAUUUUUGAAGUGGAAUCCACUGCUGGCGAUACACAUUUAGGUGGUGCUGAUAUAGACAAUAGGAUGAUGCAGUAUUUUGCAGAAGAUUUUAGAAAGAAACAUAAAGUGGAGCUUUUGGCCAAUAAAAAGGCGUUGAGAAAAUUACAAACGGCAUGUGAAAGAGCCAAAAGAACUCUUUCUACCUCAGAAGAUGUUUCAAUAGAAAUAGACGCCAUAUUUGGAGGACUUGACUUUCAGGCUUCAAUUUCGCGAAGUAAAUUUGAAGAAAUAAAUAACGAUAUAUUUACUAGAACUCUUGAACCUGUCAAAAAAGCCUUAAGGGAUGCAAAAAUAGAUUUCAAAAGGGUUGAAGACAUAGUUCUAGUUGGUGGCUCCACUAGGAUUCCGAAGAUACAGCAUCUUCUUCAAGAAAUGUUUCCAGGCAAACCAAUUAAUAAUUCCAUUAAUCCAGAUGAAGCGGUUGCAUUUGGUGCUUCAAUACAGGCUGCCAUAUUAUCUGAAAACGCCAAAGGUGUUCCAGAAAUUCUUCUUCUGGAUGUCACUCCAUUAUCCUUAGGGAUUGAAACUGCUGGUGGAAUGAUGGCCACGUUGAUAAAGCGUAAUUCUACUAUACCGAUUACUCACACACAAGUAUUCUCCACAUAUUCAGAUAAUCAAUCAGCCGUUUUAAUUCAAGUAUAUGAAGGGGAGAGAACGCUUACUAGGGAUAAUAAUCUGUUGGGUAUUUUCGAGCUCUCUGGCAUUCUGCCAGCACCAAGAGGUAUUCCACAGAUUGAGGUUACCUUUGAACUGGAUGCAAAUGGAAUUUUGUCUGUGAAAGCUAUAGAGCUAACAAGUGGUACAGAAAAUACAAUAACAAUAAACAAUCAAAGAGGUCAGUUUACAAGAGAGCAAAUAGAGGCGAUGAUUUCAGAUUCGGAGAAACACAAGGAAAAUGAUGAUAUUUUAAGGGCCAGCACUGCUGCAAAAAAUGACCUAAAAACUUAUGUUGAGCAUAUAAAAAAUUUCAUUUUGAUAAACACUAGGUUGGGAGAUGAAAAAAAGGCAAAGCUAUCUGAAGCCAUCGAUAAUAGUGAACUUUGGAUACAACUGAACGGUGAAGCAUCAGAAAGAGAGUACGUGCUUAAAAAACGCGAGUUUGAAAAUAUUAUUAAGCCUUUACUUAGCGAACCGAUAUCUUUAAACUUACCUGCUGACAAUAAUGAUAGCGGAUCUGCUCCGAAUAUAAACGAUAUCGAUUAAAGUACAUGUAAAAUACUGCUUAAGAUAAUAAACU
Molecule: messenger RNA, 1985 nt
Organism: Brassicogethes aeneus
Lineage: Eukaryota; Metazoa; Arthropoda; Insecta; Coleoptera; Nitidulidae
Source: the annotation of a GenBank genome assembly